AUGCUUUCUGCUGAAGUUGUUGAGGAUUACAUUCACUUUGCUAGGAGCUACAUGGAGGAGGCUCAGAGCUCUGUUGACCAGGACCCUACUAUCUCCCCAACCACUGCUACAUCAACCUUCUCCUCUCUGGACCUUGGCAGUGAUACCAUGUGCAGCACUACUUCCUACACUUCUGAUGUGCAUGCUGUCUCCAAGGAAGAGGCUGAAUUCUACUAUGCAGGCCUUCAUUCUGGGCCCACAUUGCUUUACCGCACAGGCAAAAAGUGGUUCCCACCCAGAGGACCUGAAGCCUAUCACUGUUUGAAAGAGCUGCGCCCAGUCUACAACCAUCUGAUUAUAACAGUCUGGAACAAUGACUUGGGCUGGAAGGUUGUUAAAGUUUUAGAUGCUCAUACAAUCCACUUUACAACAAUAGAUGUUGUUCGUUUCAAGAUGGCCCAGUUCAAUGAACUAUCUGAGGAUGAAAAAGAUGCUGAUGAAGAAACAGUACAGGCUAAGAAACCAGUUAUUGGUCCUGUCACUAUUUGGAUUGGUGUCAUCUCUGAGUCUACCUCUGCCACAGCUGCCCAUGAUGCAGCUCAGGACAUUCUAGCCCUUCUCAAGGACUAUCAGAUCACUGAUGUUGAUGUUGACUUCUGCGCGUUGCUCGAAUCGACGAUAAUACAGGGACUCACUCUGCUUACGAGCACACAGAAACACCGAUUGGAUUGCAAUUCGGAUAUUCCGACAUUGGAUCCAAGUUUCGGCCCUCUUGCAACGGGUUCACGCUUUAUGUCUACAGGGUCUCUGUGUAACGAAUGUCUCUUCUUUUAUCUCCCUGAAGCCAACGCGUAUGAUCAUGUUGAUGCGACUCGGAUUACCGAAGCGAUCAUGCGGCAACGGGGCCAUCAACACAUGCUCACCCUGCGUAAGCGCCAGGCAGUCUUCUCUUCUUCCUUCACUGCGUCCACGAUGGUUUCUCAAGACUUCGCAGCCAGAUGUCAUCCGACCUUCAAUACUCCAGGCGCCGACGCCGUUCUAUCUUCGCUAGACGAUACUUUAUACCGACUGCCAUCAUUCGUCUUGCGAAGGUCGACCGCGUUCUUCGCUUCGAGCUCCUUCACUUUCGGACGAGACAGCGAGCCGAUCCCCAUCCAUGAACACGAUGUUGUCUUGGAGCGACUGCUACGUAUUAUCAGCGGGCUCGAGAUCCCGCCUUGGCGCAAAUUUGAUGACCUCGAGGGUGUGCUCAGCCUAGCUGAUGCCUGGGGAGCCAGAAGUGCGGUGGACAUUAUACGCGCAUCUAUCACUGCCCCCGUGUUCCUGAGAGAACCACUCCGGGUGUAUGCGAUAGCAACUAGAUUUGGGUGGGAGGAGGAAGCGGAGCUCGCGUCGAAACAUACUCUAUCCUUGUCUCUCCACGAGGAGCAGUACCAGGAGGCGCUGCAGCGGAUCCCGACGCGGUCGUUGGUCAAGUUGUUCAAGCUGCACCGGAAGCGGAGGGAUGAGUUUCAGAUGGGUAUGGCAUGGGACGCGAGUUGUAAGGGGUGUGGUGAGUCUGUCGACGGGUCGGCGUGGACGGCGCUUGUGUGGAAGAUGUUCUGGGAAAUGGAUGCGAAGUCGUCGGGGGAUAGGCUUUGUUCGUUGGAGGUUGAGGAGUGGCCGGAAAUGCUGGCAUAUUGGAGGUGA
Messenger RNA from Guyanagaster necrorhizus, 1668 nucleotides. RefSeq lists its product as uncharacterized. The transcript has 5 exons. Bases 1 to 1668 code for a protein of 555 amino acids. The record is from RefSeq and is a predicted model, not a curated record. Lineage: Eukaryota; Fungi; Basidiomycota; Agaricomycetes; Agaricales; Physalacriaceae.